UGUUCGGGCAGCUUCUCUUUUGUACUAACAUUUUUUUAGGAACGUCGUGUCCUUUUAUCUAAUCAUAUUGCGUUAAUGUGGGGGCAUUUCAAACCAUUUUAGAGGGGUAUUAUAGUAAGAGUACAAACUAAAACUGUCACGGGAAAGAUGGAUAGGCUGAUAGUUGGGUCGAUAGAAACAAUUGGAUUCUCACUGAGGCAACAACAAACUGAAUUAGGUAUUUUUGUCAUGUUUUCGUUUGUUUGGUAACGUUGUUCCUUUACAUAAUCAAACAAGAAAUAUCUACGAUGAUCCUGUAUCAACAAGUGUUCAUGACAAGUACUGAUUUCAGAUUGUUCCUCGAUCGAUAAACAGACGGACAGAAAAACACGCGGGUUUUGUCACCUGACUUUGAAAUUCAAAAUCCAAACAUUAUAAAGUUCCUUUGACUGUGUGUGUGUGCGUGCACGCGCCCACCCGCUCUCCACAAAGCCCUGUUGUGGUUUUCCCAAACGUUACGUAAGUGCCCUUUUGUAGUACACAAAGGGUUUCGCCUGAAUGGUUCGCACAAACCCUGACAGCGUUGUCCGGCCCCUGCAACACAAUUAAGAUGACCCCCCUCAGCCCUCAUGUCGGACUAUGUGUGUGUGGACAUACUUCUAGUUGCUCGAUGCCCAAGAGCAAAGCUUGAAGUGUGCGAUUCUGCAAGAAAUAAUUGAAAGUAAAGUGAGCAUCUCCAUAACACCAGGAUUGAUCAAUAUUAACAUCAAUAUCUUGAUGAAACGGAUGUAGGCGAUAUAUACAAAAACCCCACAUUGCGCAAAAGGUACAAAAAUGGACAUGAAAUGUUUGGAUAUUUUGAACGUCAAUGCAACUAACCGCGUUUUUAACGCAGCAAAUGCAAACAAAUACGUUUUUAUAUCAGCCUUUUUCCCUCCAAGAAAUGAAAGUAGGUAUGCUGCAUUGAAACACAAACAGGCGCACACAAUCCUGGAGGACUACCGCCACCUAGUGGUGACUUUGCUCUCAUUCAUGCAUUCAUCUGUGUUGUCUAAAGUAAGCACGCCUCCUAGUGCCUAGUAUGGGUAGCUCAACUCUGAGGAAAAACGUGAUUUCUGCCUGCCCCUAUAAAUUGUGAAUUACAGUGGUGCCCCUGCUUACGAACUUAAUUUUUUUCCGCGAAACUUAAAAAGAGUAAAUACAAGAAGAAAAGUAACCUAGCUUCUAAAGAUGGAAAUUGACAAACACAAAAGUGUGCUCUUCAUGUUUCUAUUGAAAACAAUUCAGCCGCUACUGUCUUGUUUAUACACAAUGGCAGAGCAAAGGAGACAAGGUAGUAAGGGGGUGGGCGUGGCUGGUGCUUUGGUUUGGAAGUAAAAAAUUGGUUAGAGAGAAGAUGCAAAAAAAUUGCGAGGCUCCGGUCCGUAUCCAGAAAGGUUCAUAAGUAGCGGUACAAUUGCAUUCUGAUUUGCAAGGUGGCGGUCAUGGUUUUUUUUCUUCUAUUGUGCAAUGUGGCAGUUGUCAUAAGUGAUCAGUGGAAUGCGUGACUGUGUUUUGCAAUUAUUAUUAUUAUUUUUUAACUUUGUGGAGUCUUUUCAGUGGUCCCGAAUGAGGCCUUCCUUUCUAGAAACGUUAAGCGGGCCGGCGCACGGAUUGAACGGCCUCGGGAGAGCAUGCCCUUAAAUCAUGCCAGGUCAGCUUAUCCCGAAGACACAUUCGCCUCACGAUCGCUCUUUCAACUCAAACGGGACGCUCUGUUCCGGCCAACCUGUUCAUGAAUGACGAUGGAAAAAAAAAAGAGAGCAUUUGUGUCUUCUUUUUACAGGAGUUGGAGGGGAGUGUGUGUGUGUGUGUGUGUUUCCGGGGCGACGGGGGCAGCGGGCACGUGCGAUUGCCACUCCACGUGCACGACCCAGCUCCCGCUUCUUGGCGGCCACAGUAAGAACCCGGCGUCCCGCUCCAGAGGUGACGGCUCGGAUGUGAGCGCGACGCGACAGGAAUGCCGGGUGGGGGGCAACACGGGAGGGAGAGAGAGUGGCCUCUUAUAGGGACCCGAGGGGGUCACGUCCAAGAGACUUUGAGGGGACAGAGGGACCGUCCGCGCGGUCCUCAACUGGAUCAGCAGCAUGCGCAACAGCGGCUGACACCGUGCAAAGUCCUCCGCCACGCCAACUUUCCAACACAGGCCCGCCUCUGAAAGAUGACAUCCACCGCCUCCCCGUCCUCCCGUAGCUCCUCCCCCCACAAGGUGUGUCACUCCCAGACGCAGACGGACGUCUUGAAACCCCUGCUGGGCGCUGGCGGGCUAUCCAACGCUAGCGGCGCGCUGCGCAAGCGGCGACGGGUCCUGUCCAAAGAUGGCCGCAGCAACAUCCGCAUCCAGCACGUCAGCGGGCGUGGCUCUCUCUAUAUGCGAGACCUGUGGACCACCUUUGUGGACAUGCAGUGGCGCUACAAGUUCUUCCUCUUCACCGCCACAUUUGCCGGCACCUGGUUCCUCUUCGGGGUGCUUUGGUACCUGCUGGCGCUGGUGCACGGGGACUUGCUCGAGUUCGAGCCACCAUCCAACCACACCCCAUGCGUGAUGCAGAUGCAGACGCUGACGGGCGCCUUCCUCUUCUCGCUGGAGUCGCAGACCACCAUUGGCUACGGCUUCCGCUGCAUCACUGAAGAGUGUCCCCUCGCCAUAGUCCUGCUCAUCAUCCAGCUGGUCAUCACCACGCUCAUGGAGAUCUUCAUCACUGGAACCUUCCUGGCAAAGGUGGCGCGUCCCAAGAAGCGAGGCGAGACGGUCAAGUUCAGCCAGCACGCCGUGGUGUCGAGCCAGGAGGGACGCCCGUGCCUCAUGAUCAGGGUGGCCAACAUGCGCAAGAGCCUCCUGCUGGGAUGUCAGGUGACGGGCAAGCUGCUCCAGUCGUCUCUGACCAAGGAGGGCGAGACGGUUCGGUUGGACCAGCGCAACGUGGCCUUCCAGGUGGACACGUCCAGUGACAGCCCCUUCCUCAUCCUGCCGCUCACCUUCUACCACGUCAUUGACGACGACAGCCCCCUCAGGACCUGGGCGGCCAAGGGCGGCGGCUGGACUGACCCGGAAUUAGCUGACUUUGAGCUGCUGGUCAUCCUUAGCGCGACCAUCGAGCCCACGUCGGCCACCUGCCAGGUUCGCACCUCCUACUUGCCCGAUGAGAUCUUGUGGGGCUACGAGUUCCCGCCCGUGGUCUCCCUGUCGCCGUCGGGCAAAUACGUGGCCGACUUCGCCUUUUUCGACAAGGUGGCUAAGAGCAAGGCGGCGCCCGUGUUCAAACCGGCAACUGGCCAGCCGCGCGACCACCAGAGCAACGGCGGCAGCAAACUUGCUGGCGGGUCUGACCCGGAGAAGAUCCGCCUGGAGCAAAGCUACAGAGAGGAGCGAGGCCGCAUCAGCGUUCGGAUCAGCAACGUGUGAAAACCUACUAUGGGAUUUCUUUCUGGACUGUAGCGCAGUCCGCCUUACAAAACCUGAGAACAAACUCAGGAAAAUCAAAUUGCACUGAAAAGUAAACUGCUGAAAUGAGAGGUGGCAGAGGGAGAGGUGGAGCAACAUGAAAAAAAUCUACCUUGCCCCUGUAGAUGUGUCCCAUCAAUUUUUUAUUUUUUCCCCCCCAAACCCCACAUUUGCACAUUUCAGGGUCACAAAGGGGAAAAGUACCAAUAAAAUACUAUGAGGACAAAAUCUUGUGAUAUUGCAAAAAAGGGAGACAGUCACAUUAAAAAAAAAAAUCUCCUGUAAUUAACACUUAUGAAAAAAGUCUUAAUUUUUUUUUUGAGAUGGGGGGCAAAUCAGUGAUUUUGAUUAGUUUAAAUAUAGUCAAACUUAUAUUUUAAAAAUGUUUUUGUACAGGUUGUAAUUUGAGGCGAUGGUAGUCAUCAGAGUAAAAUUAUAGACAAAAGGUUUUUAGACAAAAAGUAAGAAUUUGUUAAAAAAAAUCUUAAUAGAAUCAUUUUUUGACAAUUACUUUGGAAUUUUUACAUUUAAGAGUCACAAUUAUAUUUUUUGAGAUAUUUUUAUUUUAUUUUGCUAAAAAAGCAUAGCCUUAAAAUUAUUUUUCAAACAAAGUCAAAAUACUACAGAGCGAAAAAGAGGUUUUAUUUUAUUUUAUUCCAUUGUAUUACUGGGGGCGUCUCCCAACCCAGAGGUGGGUGGUUUAACAUUUGCUAUCUACAUAAGUAGCAAAUGCAAAAAAAGGGGGCACAGAACCCGAGUGAAUGUAUUGUUCUUUUUUGUCUUUUCGCAUAUUUGUGUAGGUGUGUUUAUUGUAUCUUAAAAAGAAUAAAAAAUAAAAUAGAACCUUGAGAAAGUGAACACAAGAAGCGGAAAGCCAAAACCACAGUUGAGUGACUGGUAAAAUCCCCGCUCACACACAACUUCCCCCCUGCCACCUGUUCACUCUUUGCUGUACACUCACUUUGUGUUUGAGUUUUCCAUAGCCAAUGUUCCGAUGAUGUGUAAAACAAAACAAAAAAAAAGGGCCAAAAUGCACUUUUGAAGGAAAUGCGCCACCGGUGUGCCAUCACCUUACAUUCACUGGCCACACGAUUUGACUCUCGGUGCAAAUGAGAUUGCCUUGUGAUGCCUUCUCUGAUUUUUUCUUUUCUUUUGGAAAAUUCUAAGCUAUUUCCACUUAUAAAAGUGAAAAUCCAACAGUAACAAAAAAAAUACAAAAAAAACUGAAAGGAUUUUUGAAAGUUAGCUAUUUUUUUUUCAGCAAGCCACAGUUUAGGCUAGUCGUGAGAAUUCCCAUUGAGAGAUUUUUGUCCGCUGUCCACCAAAAUGGGACCUUGAAAAAUACUAACUGCGGCUUUAGUUCUUAUCGUCUGAUGAAGUGCAGGCCCGGCGUGCGCAAGGUGCUCGCAUUGCAUUUAUUGAGGAAGUGUGAUGUUCAGUUUGUACAAAAUGUUUUUUUUUUUUUUUAAACACCACUGACACUUUGUUUUGAGUCGAAACACUGCCGAUGUUUACUGUAUUAUAUUAUAUUGUAUAUAUAUAUAUAUAUACACACACACACACACACAUUGGUAUAAUACACACACGUAUAUAUAUAUAUGUAUAUAUAUAAAAUUGUUGGAGUCCAACACAGAGGGAGGCUGCUAAUUUGAAUUCUGUUGGAAAUGAACUGGGAAUAAAAGUUUACUCAUUGUUGUCAUGCGCAGUUU
Syngnathus typhle (broad-nosed pipefish) is the source of this 5172-nucleotide messenger RNA. RefSeq names its product ATP-sensitive inward rectifier potassium channel 10-like. The record is from RefSeq and is a predicted model, not a curated record. Bases 2180 to 3424 code for a protein of 414 amino acids. Gene Ontology annotation, cellular component: plasma membrane. Gene Ontology annotation, biological process: potassium ion import across plasma membrane; regulation of monoatomic ion transmembrane transport. NCBI's taxonomy places the organism in Eukaryota, Metazoa, Chordata, Actinopteri, Syngnathiformes, Syngnathidae. The transcript is spliced from 6 exons. Gene Ontology annotation, molecular function: inward rectifier potassium channel activity.